Molecule: messenger RNA, 867 nt
Organism: Rhizoctonia solani
Lineage: Eukaryota; Fungi; Basidiomycota; Agaricomycetes; Cantharellales; Ceratobasidiaceae
Product: Retrotransposon gag protein
Exons: 1
Coding region: 1-867 (288 amino acids)
Source: RefSeq, a predicted model, not a curated record
AUGUCUACCCAACCUUCCACCUAUGUGCAUGCCAACCCCAAUGCGCUGUCAGUCCCCACCAAUAUCCAGGAGAUACCUGCGUGGGCCCAGGAGAUCAAAAACCUCCUCCUGGCUAUGAACCAAAAUCUAUCCUUGGUCAUAGGACAAGCGGCUGCCCACCAUACAGACAUUGGCACCACUCAGGCUACCCUCAACAACCAUGAUAGUAGCAUCACCAACCUUGACGCCCUCAUUGUUAAACUAGGGGCUGAUAUUGCCAAAAUUGGCACCGCUGCUGCUUCUGGUUCCUCCCUUGCCUUGGCUACCAAGGCUCCUAAACUUGCAACACCAGACAAAUUUGAUGGGUCAGACAAAAAUAAGGCAAUCUCCUUCAGAGUUGCUGUUUCUCAUUAUCUCAGGAUCUCAUAUCCUGGCUCAACGGUGGAUGAGCAAAUCGCCUUUAUUAUCUCCUGCCUGGAUGGCAAGGCCCAUGAGUGGCUUGAGCCCUACCUGGAAGAGGAUGUUGUUAAAGGGAACCCUGUUUCUUGGCUCCACAAUUUGGAUGCCUUCUGGCUGCAAUUCAAUGCACGCUGGAAUGUCCAAAAUAGGACUGAGAACUUCUGCGCCAAGCUGCGCACCCUCAAACAAACCAAGGGAGUCCAAGAUUAUUACAAGGACUUCCAGACCUAUUCUCAAGGUCUUGGUUACAACGACCCCUCUCUCAGGGAUAUGUUCUAUGAUGGCUUAUCCCACAAAAUUAAGGAAACUCUCAUGGUUCAAGAUUAUGACCAUGCAGAUGCCUCUGUAACUCUUGCAACUCUUGCAGAGAAGGCCCUUAAAGUGGAUCAAUGCCUAGAGCAGUUUGCAGCCCAGCACAAGGUGUCAUGA